Branchiostoma belcheri (Belcher's lancelet) is the source of this 1564-nucleotide messenger RNA. RefSeq names its product calmodulin-like protein 12. Gene Ontology annotation, molecular function: enzyme regulator activity; calcium ion binding. NCBI's taxonomy places the organism in Eukaryota, Metazoa, Chordata, Leptocardii, Amphioxiformes, Branchiostomatidae. Bases 212 to 1402 code for a protein of 396 amino acids. The record is from RefSeq and is a predicted model, not a curated record. The transcript has 12 exons.
CGUGAGCGCCCGUGAUUGACCCGUGGCGGUCCCCGCACGCUUACCUGUCAGUUGUAGCAACCGCGCGCCAAAAACCGGGCAACGGCCAACCCCCCGCCGCCUUACCAACAACCACCGCGCAACAACAUUACAAGCACGUGCCGACUUCUCCGCUUCUGAGAGAAAAAAACGCCUAUCUGCAACUCCCCAAACAAGCUAGGGAUAGACAACCAUGGCUGACCAACUGACAGAGGAGCAGAUCGCUGAGUUCAAGGAGGCCUUCUCUUUGUUCGACAAAGAUGGGGACGGCGUCAUCACUACAAAGGAGCUGGGAACUGUCAUGAGAUCGCUGGGACAGAAUCCAACUGAAGCUGAGCUUCAGGACAUGAUCAACGAGGUCGAUGCAGACGGCAACGGUACCAUUGAUUUCCCAGAAUUCCUUACCAUGAUGGCGAAGAAGAUGAAGGAGACAGAUACAGAAGAGGAGCUUAGGGAGGCGUUUAGAGUUUUUGAUAAGGAUAUGAUCAAUGAAGUCGACACGGACGGCAACGGAACCAUAGACUUUUCCGAAUUCCUCACCAUGAUGGCGAGAAAGAUGAAAGAACGUGAGGACGACGAGGAACUCAGGGAGGCCUUCCUAGUUUUCGACAAGGAUAUGGUAAACGAGGUUGACACGGACGGAAACGGAACCAUAGACUUCCCAGAAUUCCUCACCAUGAUGGCUCGGAAGAUGAAAGACACUGACCAGGAGAAGGAGCUGAGUGAGGCGUUUAAAGUGUUCGACAAGGAUGGCAACGGCUACAUCAGCGCCGCGGAGCUGCGUCACGUGAUGACCAACCUGGGAGAGAAGCUGACAGAUGAAGAGGUGGAUGAGAUGAUCCGAGAGGCCGACAUUGACGGAGAUGGCCAGGUCAACUACGAAGAGUUCCUCGAUGCUCCCGCCGCACUAAUCACGCUUUCAAGCUCAAAACUUACCAUGACAGACCAGCUAACGGAGGAACAGGUUGCAGAGAUGAGAGAGGCCUUCUCUUUGUUCGACACAGACGGGAAGGGCUGUAUCACCACUAAAGAUCUGGGAACUGUCAUGGCAUCGCUGGGCCAGAUCCCAACUGCGACCGAGAUUCGUGCUAUGGUGAAAGAGGCUGACGCGGACGGAGAUGGAACCAUAGAUUUCCCAGAAUUCCUCGCCAUGAUGGCGCGAAAAAUGGAGUCGGCCGCAAACGAGGAGCUGACGGAGGCGUUCCGCGUGUUUGACAGGAACGGUGACGGUUUCAUCAGCGCUGCGGAGCUGCGGCAUGUGCUGAUCAACCUGGGAGAGAAGCUGACAGAUGAAGAGUUUGAGGAAAUGAUGCGAGAGGCCGAUCUGGACGGAGAUGGGAAGCUCAACUACGAAGAGUUCGCGAAAGUUAUGAAUGCAAAGUAGUCAUGGAUUCGACAACUCCCGUUGGAGAUCUGGCCGCAUUUCAAGCUCGUUCCUGAUAUGCAGCAUGCAAGACCACGCUCAUCUAGUCUUCAGGCUGCCAAUGGCUCUAUGAAGCCCCUCCUCGCUUCAUGGCUAUACCUGGAUUUUUUUAUAUUCCACAAG